GGGCUAAACUUUUUCUCGAAAUGGGCUUUACCUUAAAGAGGCGAAAAAUGAGUCCACUAGAACCUUGCGCUUCAAUCCAAUAGUAAUUUUGAGGGACCAGCUUCCCUUUCCCUCUGAAUUUCAACAAGAUUCCGAAUUCCAAUUUUGUUUUUGUCCGAUUAAUCAAAAUUCUAUCAUCGGAAACAAUACUUCGGCGAAAAACUUGUACAAAAAAUUCGACUAUUGCACUGGCAAAAGUAACUUCUUCAGUUACCUUUGUUAACCAAAUGCCUCGGUAUUACUGUGAUUAUUGUGACACCUACUUGACACAUGAUUCACCUUCUGUCAGAAAACAGCAUAAUGCCGGUUACAAACACAAGGCUAAUGUACGGACUUAUUACCUGAAGUUUGAGGAGGAGCAAACACAGAUUCUGAUAGAUCAGAAAAUUAAGGAGCGCCUUGGGCAGGCAGUAGCCUACCAGCAAAUAGGUGCAGCUUAUAAUCAACAUCUUGCUUCCUUCCCUGGUCAACAACCGCGCUUACCUAUGAUGGCACCUCCUAUGCUGCCUGUUGCAGGAACUAUGCCCCCACAAUUAAUGGCAGGUGUCAGGCCUCCCAUUUUGCCAAUUCCAGUUCCUGGUACUCCAGGUUAUUCAGCGGGUCCUCCAACUGCAACAAUUGCAGGGCAGAUGCCACCUGUUUCAUCCUUGCCAAUGCAACCCAAUGCUCUUCCAGCUCCUCCUGCAUUGAACCCCUUUGCAGGUGUUCCAGGUGGAGCCCCUCCACCUACUCUAAGCAGCGUCCCUGUCCCUGCCACACAAUCAAUGUACGAGCCAAAUCCCAAUGGAAUUGCUGCCUCCUCUGCUAAUGCUACAGCGCCAAGUUAAGUUUGUGCCAAGCCAGUGAUAUUUUGACUAUCUUCUGUGUUCUCGGUGGGAUGAUUAUGGUUUUGGAUGAAAUGGCAAAGCAACAAUGGCUUCUUAAUGAGUACCAAUACUGAACGUCAUCAAGUUCUCCUGACUGUUGUAGAGGAGAGAACUUUUUUUUUUUUUUGUAGUUAUUCUAGGGAGACUAUCAAGUACUUGGUCUGAUCCCAAGUAUUUACCAGUUCUUAUGUACUGUUCCUCAUUCUUGUUGAAGGAAUCAUGGACUUCUGGUUGGUAUUGUUCCACCAAUUCCUCUUAACUACUAGACUGAGCGUUUGAAAUUGAGCCUUGAAACUAUUCCAUCGUUUUAUUGUUCAUGUUAAAACUAUUCCAUCGUUU
Molecule: messenger RNA, 1244 nt
Organism: Capsicum annuum
Lineage: Eukaryota; Viridiplantae; Streptophyta; Magnoliopsida; Solanales; Solanaceae
Product: U1 small nuclear ribonucleoprotein C
Exons: 5
Coding region: 267-866 (199 amino acids)
Biological process (GO): spliceosomal snRNP assembly; mRNA 5'-splice site recognition; mRNA splicing, via spliceosome
Cellular component (GO): U1 snRNP; nucleus
Molecular function (GO): zinc ion binding; pre-mRNA 5'-splice site binding
Source: RefSeq, a predicted model, not a curated record